Molecule: messenger RNA, 1788 nt
Organism: Musa acuminata subsp. malaccensis (wild Malaysian banana)
Lineage: Eukaryota; Viridiplantae; Streptophyta; Magnoliopsida; Zingiberales; Musaceae
Source: RefSeq, a predicted model, not a curated record
GCCGGCGCGUUCGGUCUUCUCUCACCCCCACCGAACUCGACACCCGGUUUUGUUUGCGGAGGAGGAGAGGCGAAGCGAACGGCGACGCUGAGCCAACUCGAUCGCUCAAAUCUCUCCUCUCCCAACCGACCCCUUCUUUCCAUUUCCCUGUCAUUUAUACUCGAUCGCUUCGCUCCGAAUCAAAGAAUCAAAGAACUCUUAUUGUAUCCGAUGGUGACUGGAAUUAGGAAGGGGAGGAAUUCCUGAUCGCUCCUCAGGUUUGCUUGCCGUCUUCGUUUCAGGUACUAAGUAUGUUACUUUUCUCUGAAGUGCAUCAGAUUGCCGUGCACUGCUUUGAUAUAAUGCUGAUACAGAACAUUUUCUUUAAGUUUGGGCGCUGGACUAGUUUCUUCUCAUUGACAUUUGCUCCCAUUGCCAGUUUUCCAUCCACUUCAAAAAUGUCAAGCAUAGAACAGUGAUGGGUUUUGACAACAUACCAAAAUUGAAUGUUAUGGGUAGGAUUCAACAUUGCAGUUCCAGUGCUUGCAGGCACAGGGUUGAUGAAAUGGAGACGAGCAAUUGCUUAACCAAAGGAAGAAUGUGCAGUUCAUUGAACAGCUGCACGUAUGUGUUACUCGAGCCAAAUGAAGAAUAUGAUUGGAGAAGACAGCCAAGGGAUAUAUUUUCCAGAGAUCUGUUAAUCUGGAAUACGCUACACACUGAUAAGAGCCAGUUUAUAUUCACCAGUGUUUGUGAUUCACAGCAUCUACAUGAUCCUCAAUAUAAGUCCUCUUGCAAUGACAUGGAAAUAGGAGGUGUUGCGAGCAAGUUCUUUGGAUUUAUGCCAAAAUUUGUGAAGAUAGUAGAAGUUGGACCUAGAGAUGGUUUACAAAAUGAAAAGCUCACUAUACCUGCAGCUAUAAAGGUUCAAUUGAUACAGAAGUUGGUUUCCUCUGGAUUAUCUGUUAUCGAGGCCACAAGUUUUGUCUCUCCAAAAUGGGUACCACAGCUAGCAGAUGCAAAGGAUGUCAUGCAAGCCAUUCAUGUUGUGCAUGGUGUCAAGUUUCCUGUCUUAACUCCAAAUCUCAAAGGUUUUGAAGCAGCUAUUGCCUCUGGCGCCAAGGAAGUUGUCAUAUUUGCAUCAGCUUCUGAGUCCUUUUCUAAGUCGAACAUCAAUUGCACCAUUGAAGAGAGCCUUAUUCGUUAUCAUGAAGUUGUUGUUGCUGCAAAAGGACUCGCAAUACCUGUUCGUGGGUAUGUGUCUUGUGCCAUGGGGUGUCCUGUAGAAGGAACAGUGCCUCCAGAAAAGGUGGCAUAUGUGGCUAAAAAGCUUUAUGACAUGGGUUGUUCUGAAAUCUCACUUGGUGAUACCAUCGGAGUCGGUACUCCAGGGACUGUGAUUCCGAUGCUCAAAGCUGUAAUGUCUCUCAUUCCAGUAGACAAGCUUGCAGUCCAUUUUCAUGAUACUUACGGCCAAGCGCUCUCAAACAUUUUGGUCGCUCUACAAAUGGGGAUCAGUGUAGUCGAUUCAUCUGUGGCUGGCCUGGGUGGAUGCCCCUACGCCAAGGGAGCUUCAGGGAACGUGGCUACCGAAGACGUAGUAUACAUGCUUAAUGGCCUCGGCAUCAAAACCAAUGUGGAUUUGGGCAAGCUCAUGGCUGCUGGGGACUUCAUCUGCAAGCAUUUGGGACGUCGGUCCGGAUCAAAAUUUGCCACUGCAUUGAGCAGAGUCACUGCAGAUGCCUCCAAGAUCUAAUGUAAGAUGGCAGUAAGAGCACCCAUUUGCUAUGUUAUGUUAUCAACCAUUGG